CUUUGUUUAUCUAUGACAUUUUAACAUAGAUUAUCUCUUAGAAAUUAAAAAUUAAUAUCUGUUGUAGGUACAUUAAUGACGAGAGGAUGCAAUAUAAUCACAAACUACGUUAAUACAUAGUAUCUCUUAGUUUGUGGUUAAAAAUACAAUAAAAAGGAAGAAAGGAAGAUCUGUUCACGUGCAUACAGUACAUAAGUUCAAUACGAUGUCGAAAAAUGUCGCAAGGAAUGAUUUUCUUGGUAAUUUUGAUCCAGAAACAUCAGCACGCGAACGAAGAAAAUUAAAUCGUAAAAGUUAUUUUAUGAAUCGUAAAAGUAAAAAUAUCUACAAUGAACGGGGACAGAUAGCAGUCACCGGCAAAGACCUUUGUGAUUGCCUGGAUGAAACAUGUCCGGGAUGUCAUUUUCCAUGCCCUAAGUGCAGCUCUGCAAAAUGUGGUCAUGAAUGCAGGGUUAAUAGAAAAUGGAUGUAUGACAAAAUUGAAAUAGAAGGAAAUGAUUUUGUUAUAAAAAAUGAGUACAAGCAUAAGUGAAGGACACAAAAUGAAGAGAAAUUUCCUUCAUGUGGUAUAAUAGUAGAUUGACUUUCUGGGACAAAGUCAUUGUCUUGUACAAAUUAGUAUGAGUGUGAUACCUACCUGAUUAACAAAAGAGUAACACCAAAUACCGUGUCCGUAUUAGUUUAUUUGUGAUAUUAAAUUUGACAUCAAAUUUUGAACAUGAAAAUAUUAUU
Messenger RNA from Amyelois transitella, 732 nucleotides. RefSeq names its product ARL14 effector protein. Gene Ontology annotation, cellular component: intracellular membrane-bounded organelle. Bases 206 to 532 code for a protein of 108 amino acids. The record is from RefSeq and is a predicted model, not a curated record. Lineage: Eukaryota; Metazoa; Arthropoda; Insecta; Lepidoptera; Pyralidae. The transcript has 3 exons.